GCCAGCGGCCUCCGCGUCACCCGCGCCCGCGGUGGCCACAACAUGGCUGCGCCGCCGGGGCUGCUCCUCUGGCUGCUUCUGCUCGGGCCGCACUGGUGGGGCCCCGGGCAGCCGGAAUCCAGCACCAGUCGGCGCUUCUCGGACUUCAAAGUGUGCGCUGACGAAGAGUGCAGCAUGUUAAUGUACCAUGGUGAAGCUCUUGCAGACUUUACAGGCCCUGACUGUCGUUUUGUGAAUUUUAAAAAAGGCGACCAUGUGUAUGUCUACUACAAACUUGCUGGGGAAUUCCCUGAAGUUUGGGCUGGAAGUGUUGGACGAGUCUUUGGAUACUUUCCAAAAGAUUUGAUCAAGGUACUUUACAAAUACACGGCAGAGGAGCUAUACAUUCCAGCGGAUGAGACAGAUUUUGUCUGUUUUGAAGGAGGAAGAGAUGAUUUUCAUAAUUAUAAUGUAGAAGAACUUUUAGGUUCUUUGGAACUGCAGGACUCUGCACCUGAGGAGUCUGAGGAAGUUGAAGAAGUUUCUCAGUAUGGUGUGAAAUCUCCUGAAGGGACUCAGAAGUCUGAACUUGACCCUGUACCUGAGCCUGAGCCAGCCAAAGUGGACUCAGGGGAACGAGAAGGAGUGUUCUUGGAGAGCAUUGAGGAACUGCAGGAACAGUCCUCGGCCCAGGAGAGCCACCCUCACGCCAAUAGUGCGGUGGAUAACGCUCAGGGAGUGCAGUCUCCACUGGACAAUUUUGAAGAAAUGCUGCAUGAUAAAUUAAAAGUGCCAGGAAGUGAAAAGAGAACCAAUAACAGCUCUCCCGUCUCGGUGGAACAGGAGAUGAUAGAUACUUACAACGUCCUGGAAACAGAAACGACUAUUGACUUGAAAACCAAGUUUGGCUCAACCACUGAUGCACUGGUAUCUGACGAUGAGGCAACCAGACUGGUCACUUCUUUAGAAGAUGAUUUGGAUGAAGAACCAGGUGCUGAAUAUUACCCAGUGGAGAAUGAAGAGGAGAAUGCAGACAGCUUUGAUGAGCUACCAUUACUAUCCUUUACUGAUGAAGAAGAUGAGAAUGUUCCCAGGAAGCCUGGAAUGGAGAAAUAUUCACUAGAUGAAAAUCCGAACUUGAGUAAAGAGGAUAAAGUUGAACCCCCUCUGCCUCCUGGCACCCAAAAUGACAAUAAAGAUAUACUGGCAACCUGGGGGGAUACUUUCUUCUCUGUUGUCACAGGAGAUGAAGGAAAACAAGGUGUGGUGGAUUUAGAGAGUUCUAACACAGAGGAAGACAAGAGGGAGGAUGUGUUGGUUUCAGCCAGCCAUCAGCGGAAGCCACAGUCAACACCUGGCUAUAUGGACCCUGAGGAUGAAGACCCCGAACUUGUCAUAACAGGAGAAGAAAAGGUGAUCCAGGAAUCCAGGAGAGGCCUGGCCCACCAUGAAUCCGAAUCAGAAACAUUGAGUGCUUAUCAACCUGAGAGCAGCAAGCUUAACCCUCUGCCAGCUGCUGAAAGGGCCAAGGAAUUUACAUUAAAAGCAGUCUUUGAAAGAAAAGAAAAUGGCCUAGAAGGACCCGUUAUCCAUAUCUCAAAGGAAACAUUCCACAAAGACAAGAACAGAGAUGGCAUAGAGAGUGAAUUGGUACACAGAGCUCUGGGGAGUCCAGUGACAGAGAAUAACAGCAAACAGGAAUCCUUGGGUGCUUCGCCACUCUUAGGAGACAAUCAGCCUGAUGCAUCCAAGGACAGGAUGGAAGUCCCUGGCGCUUCCAUCAGUGGGCCAAAAGUGGGCCAAUGGGAGGGAUUUCAGAAUCAACCUAGAUUCUCCUCUCCAGAGGAAACUGGUCUUCCAAGAGAAAUUCCUACUCUGGGAAGAAAUCUUUUUUGGCAGCAGCAAAAGGCAGCAGAGGGCAGGGAAGACCUUGCAGAUGUGGAACCACCUCAGCCCCAGGCCACACAAGGGACACAGGAGGUGGAUAGCCUGGAAGUGCCCAGUAUCCAAAGUCCAGAAGCAGAGUACGAUUACUCCCUUGAGGGGCUACUGGAGGAUGAAAAUGCUGUAAGCGCACUGCAGUCUAAAGAAAACCACCCUGGGGUUCAUGACAGGUCAGAUAUGAAUUCUCAGGUUUUUGAAAAAGUAAUUUUGGGGAGCCUUAAUCUUGAUACUGAAGAAAAUAAACAAGCAACUAAUAUGAUUUUGGAGAUUGGAAAACAGAGUGUAACCACAUCGGAAGAGGCAGGUGGUGUGGGCCAGGCGUCAGGUAGUGUGGUGGUGGACAAAGAAGAAAGUCAUCUGGCAGAUGUGAGAGCUCAGGGGCCAUCUAAAGUCAACGGCCGUCAUGAGAAGAUGGCAACUCACACUCCAGGCUUCUGGGAAGCCAUUCAGACUAAAGAUCCUAAUGACCGACAAAAAGGCAACCCCAAGGAACUAGUCAACACCUUGGGGCUUAAGAUUCCUGGGGGAGAAGAAAUCUCAGUAUGGGAGCUUGAGGAUCCAGAAGAGCUUGGAGGCUCAGAAAGCCAGGGGCCUGAUUCUCAAGACCUUGGGGAUGACCCACCCCAACAAGCUACACCUCAAAUUCCCGACAUAGUGCUCAAGAGUGUGAAGGAAGAUUUACCCAUCAUAGAUAGCUUCUUCAAGGACCGGAAGUCCCUGUAUCGCUUCCUGAAGUACUUUGAUGUCCACCAGCUGGAGGGCAUGCUGCAAGAAAUGUCAAUAAGGCUGAAAUCAGCACAUCGGAACAGCCUGCCUUACAAUGUGGAAAGAGUCCUAGAUAAAAUCUUCCGUGCCCAUGAGUCACGAAUUCUAAGUGUGGCAGAGAAUAUGCUCGAUACUCGAGAGAAUAAAAAUAGAUAUAUGGGGACACAAGAAAACAGCGUGUUAGAAGAAGCUGCAGUGUUGGAUGACAUACAAGACCUGAUCUAUUUUGUCAGGUACCAAUACUCUGGAGUGAAGACUGCCCCACUGGCCACACCUCCACCUCAGGAGGAAGUUGGUGCUCGACCAGUAGAAGAGUUGCAGCCACCCAUGAAGGACAACUUACCACAGAAAAACACAGAAGAUCUUAGCUUGCAGGCUCCAGGGCAGCCUGGUCUCUCAGACCAACCUGCAACCAACUUGCAGCUUCCUGAGGAGUCUGGUUUCUUGGAUCAACCUGUGACUGGGCACAUGAGUGCCUCAGAGGUGUCACAAAAGCCAAAUACUGAGAAAGACAUAGAUCCAGCUUUCCUUGUAACAGGCUCUCCUGCUGGGUCUGGUGAUGAUGCAGAAAAGCUCCCAGAGACAAGGGCAGAGAACCCAGCAAAUAUCCCACCUCUGAGAAGAGCACUUCGCUCCCUGUAUGUCGCUGCUCUUUAUUUAAGUAAGAAGUUGAUUGCCACAUUGCCUGCUAAUGUUCAGCCUGGCCCUGACUUUUAUGGACUACCAUGGAAGCCUGUGAUUGUUACUGCAGCCUUGGGAAUUCUUUCCUUUGCAAUCUUCUUCUGGAGAACUAUUCUUGUUGUUAAGAGUAGAGUAUAUGCAGUUUCUGAGCAGCAUAUUGCUAUGAAGUUGGAGAAUAUGAAGAAAGACAAUGUAGAACUUACGCAAAAAUUGUCAGAUUAUGAAAAAAAGCUCAAAGAAUUAAAGAAAAAUGGUCAAGAAACCAAGAAACAAAACAUAACUCUCUCUGAUGAAGCUAUCAAAUACAAGGAUAAAAUCAAAGAACUUGAAGAAACUAAUAAAAUUCUGGGUGACAAGGUCAAAAGUCUUCAUCUUAUGUUAGAAUCUCAAAGAGAACAGAGCGCCAAGAAUCAAGGCUUGAUACUGGAAAAACAGAAGUCUCUUGAGAAGUUGAAGGAUGCUAUUUCAAUUAAUGCAUCAGAACUUUCAGAGGUUCAAAUUGCCCUUAAUGAAGCCAAGCUUAGUGAAGAGAAUCUAAAAUCUGAAUGCCAUCGGAUUCAAGAAGAAAAUGCCAGGCUUAAGAAAAAGAAAGAGCAGUUGCAGCAGCAGAUUGAGGAGUGGAGUAAAUCGAAUGCUGAGCUUACUGAACAACUCAAGACAUUGGAGAAAUCCCAGAAAGACUUGGAAGUAGCUCUUACUCACAAAGACAGCAAUAUUAAUGCUUUGACCAAGUGCAUCACACAGGUGAAUCAGUUAGAGUGUGAACUUGAAUCUGAGGGCCAGGAUCAAGGAGGAAAGGAGUCAGAUGAGCUGGCCAAUGGAGAAGUAGGAGGUGAUGGAAGUGAGAAGAUAAAAAAUAGAAUUAAGGAGAUGAUGGACGUCUCUCGGACACAAACUGCAGUCUCAGUAGUUGAAGAGGAUCUAAAAGUUUUACAGCUUAAGCUAAGCACAUCAAUGACCACUAAAUGUAACCUGGAAGAUGAAAUCAAGAAAUUGGAAGAUGACUGCAACUCGCUUCAGACUACUAAAGCUGAGCUGGAAGAUGAGUGUAAAACUCUGAAGCAGAAAGUGGAGAUCCUGAAUGAGCUCUACCAGCAAAAGGAGAUGGCUCUGCAGAAGAAACUGAGUCAAGAGGAGUAUGAGCGGCAAAACAAAGAGCAGCGGCUGUCAGCUGCAGAUGAAAAGGUGGUUUUGGCUGCAGAGGAAGUAAAAACUUACAAGCGGAGAAUUGAAGAAAUGGAAGAAGAAUUACAGAAAACAGAACGAUCAUUUAAAAGCCAGAUCGCUACUCAUGAGAAGAAAGCUCAUGAUAACUGGCUCAAAGCUCGUGCUGCAGAGCGGGCCUUGGCAGAGGAGAAGAGAGAAGCCGCUAACUUGAGGCACAGAUUACUGGAACUGUCCCAAAAGAUGGUAAUGAGUCAAGAUGAACCUGUGAUCAUAAAACCAAUGCCAGGAAGACCGAAUAUACAAAAUCCUCCCCGGAGAGGUCUGAGCCAGAAUGGUUCUUUUGGCCCAUCCCCUGUGAGUGGUGGUGAAUGCUCCCCUCCCCUACCAGCAGAGCUACCUGGGAGACCUCUCUCUGCCACACUCAGUCGAAGAGACAUGCCUAGGAGUGAAUGUGGGUCAUUGGACAGGCAUUUACCUCGCCCUCGGUGGCCAUCAGAGGCAUCUGGGAAACACUCUGCUUCUGACCCAGAUCCAGCACCCAUGAUGAACAGCACCUCCAGGAGCUCCUCUCCAGUGAAGGCCACGGAUGAGAGCAAGGUUAACAUGGCUCCCAAAGGGCCCCCUCCAUUUCCAGGGGCUCCUGUCUUUGGUCCCCCUUUGGGAAGUCCCGUGCCACCACCUAUUCGAUAUGGACCACCUCCUCAGCUAUGUGGGCCUUUUGGGCCUCGGCCAGUUCCUCCACCAUUUGGCAUGUGUCCACCACCAGGCAUAAGAGAGUAUGCACCAGGUGUUCUGCCUGGGAAACGGGACCUGCCUGUUGACCCUCGGGAGUUUUUACUAGGACACACACCAUUUAGACCUCCAGGUUCACUUGGUCCAAGAGAGUACUAUAUUCCUGGUGCCCGUCUACCACCACCAACUCAUGGUCCUCAGGAAUACCCGCUGCCACAACCUGCUGCAAGAGACUUAUUGCCUUCUGGUCCAAGAGAGGAAGCCCCACCUGCCUCUCCAAGCAGUGUCCAAGCCUGUUCACCGACUUCAAAACCCAGCCCCUAACUUUGACUUCCACCACUGUAGUCAGAGAGAAAGAGAAUGGACAGUGCAUUGUUAUUACAGCAAAGAAUUUCAUCACCUUCAAAACCUACAAGUUAUACAGUUUGUUUUUAGUACUAAGCUGCCUUGGCAGUGUGCAUUUUUGAGCCAAACAAAAAAAUAUUAUUCUCCCUUCUAAAAAAAAAAAAAAAAAAAAAUCACCUCUUAAGCUAAUGUCCUUCCAACUUUGAAAUGUGCAAUAAAGAAUACCUGUGUUUAGUUUAUAUAGCGUAUGUAAUUGCUAAAUGAUUUAGAAUAUCCUAAAGAAUGAACAUUUCCUGUGGAAAUGCUUUAAGAACACGUAUUUCCAUGGCCUUGGUCUAGUGUAUGCCAGCUGAUACAGAGCAAGAUUGUCACGGCUCUGUCUGUGUCUCAAGGACUGUUACGCUAAAAAUGUUUACUCAAGGAUCAUAAACUCUCCUUUGUAGUAAUAGUUCAUAAACUUUGUUUAUUAAUA
Phodopus roborovskii (desert hamster) is the source of this 6085-nucleotide messenger RNA. It is a transcript of the gene Mia3, whose product is annotated as MIA SH3 domain ER export factor 3. The coding region runs from base 43 to 5592 and encodes 1849 amino acids. Gene Ontology annotation, cellular component: endoplasmic reticulum exit site; endoplasmic reticulum membrane. NCBI's taxonomy places the organism in Eukaryota, Metazoa, Chordata, Mammalia, Rodentia, Cricetidae. Gene Ontology annotation, molecular function: protein binding. The transcript has 28 exons. The record is from RefSeq and is a predicted model, not a curated record. Gene Ontology annotation, biological process: protein secretion; endoplasmic reticulum to Golgi vesicle-mediated transport; vesicle cargo loading.